UCUGUGAAUCUGCUGUGUACAUGGCGAAUUUGCAAACCGAUCCGUGCUGUCAUAAAAUGUUCAUAGUAUGAUAUCAUCAGGGCAGGGCACAUAGUUGCGCAUUUUAAUAUUUAUAUCUACAAGUUUUUAUUUGAUUUAUCAAUGCUCUUAUAAUGAUUGGUUAGUCAAGUACUUAUGAAUAAUUCAACCUUCAAGUCAACUUAGCAGUAAUCGAAAUAUGGGUGAGUCUGAAGCUGUGGCUCUUUACGACUACAACGCCCAAGAACAUGAUGAGUUGACGCUACAGAAGGGAGAUAUCAUAACUGAUAUCAUCAUACAACCUGGCGGUUGGUGGGAAGGAAAAUUAAAAGGAAAGAGGGGCAUGUUCCCAGAUAACUUUGUAAAGCUAAAAGGUGGUGAUGCAGCAAAGGCCGUUCAACCUGAAGUGGCUAAUAGAAUAGGUACUGGUAGAAAAUGUAAAGUGCUCUUCAGCUAUCACCCAGAGAAUAGUGACGAAUUGAAAUUGAAAGUCAAUGAUAUCAUUGAAAUUCUCGAUGAGGUUGAAGAAGGUUGGUGGAAAGGAAAGCUUAGAGAUGAGGUUGGAGUUUUUCCCUCUAACUUUGUGAGUGAGGUCAGUGAUGAGAAACUCGAAUCAGAAUCGGAGCCAACAGAAAUGAAGAAAUCAAAACCCACCCAAGUGGAAUCUUUGAAACCCAACGAAACUGCAACGAAUCAUAAAGAUGCUUCGCUAUCAUCCUCCAGGUCCACCUCUGUUAGUACUGACUCCGAAGUACCUCUUCUCCCUCCAAAACCAGUGAAAGAGAUGUGCAAAGUGAUAUUCCCGUAUAAGGCGGCCAAUGACGAUGAGUUGACUUUGAAAGAAGGCGAGAUUAUAACAAUUCUGAGCAAGGAAGUUCAAGAUAAGGGCUGGUGGAAAGGCGAAUUGAAUGGCCACAUUGGAAUGUUCCCUGACAACUUCGUGCAGCUGCUGCCGAUCGAUGAGAGUUCGAAGCCUGCUCGGCCGCCUGUGAAAGGAGCAACAACGAAUCGCACAAGGGACUCUCUUACGAAACCAACAACACUGAGCAGCAGUGCCUCUGAAGCUGUCACCCCCACCACCACACACUUGCCAGACACACACGAACCCACCGUCAAAAAUGAAGACAAGCCAAGCUUGCCAGGAAUUGUGAGUAAGAAGCCAACCCCGCCUCCGCCUUCGAAGAAGCCACCCAGGACACACAGUGGCUCGAUGAAGCCACCAGCACCGACCAGUCCCACGUAUAGUGCCGACGGUGCAAGUGAAGCAACAAGCCCACUGCAACCCAAGUCGGUCAAGCCAUCUGAGACUCCACCCACAGGUGUGAAAGCAAAAUCGCCAGUGCCAUCAACAACCAGUGCCAAGCCGACAGUAUCGCCGCACGAAGUGAGUCCGCUGCGCAGUCCGCGGCCUACACCCCUCUCUCACCACUCUGAGGUGGACGGUUCCUGUCUGAGUGUCGGGGCGUCUCCUAGAUCCUAUAACUUGAAUAACUCCAACCACGGCGCAAGCGCAGUAAACCCCAUCGAAGCUGCGCGCGCAUCAGACAACGUCACGCCGCGUUCUUACAACUUGAACCACAGCGGCGCAUCGGACAGCAGUGCAGCCAACGUCACACCGCGAUCCCACAACUUGAAUCAUAGCGGUGCAUCGGACAGCAGUGCUGCCAACCCCAGCGAUGCCGACUUGGACUUUGACUCGAUUGGCAGGACUGCGAUGCUCACUCAUCCCACGGCGUCCCGGGUUCGAGCACCCCGUAGGCGACCGCCCAGCAGCAUCAUGUCCAAAGAUGAAAAUACAAGUCCAUCUGGAAUGAUGAAUGGAAGUGCGGAUUCUCACCUGGAGAAGCAACCCACUGCAGCCAUGUCUUUAGUGGAGGAGCUCAAAUUGAAUUAUGCUAAAAAACAGUCUGGCCAGGGAGUUGUUGCAGGAAGGACGCGAGUGAUGAUUGGCCAAUCGGGAGGCGGGGACUCGCCGGAACAGCCAAUGCCGGCCAAGUCGCCGAGUGGGGCAGCAGGAGGCGGAGUGGUUUUGAGGAGUUCUCCGAGCUCCGCCCCCGCGGUGACUCCGCCCCGCCCCCAGUCCAUGUUCAGUCCCUCCCCCCGUCCGUCCCCGUCUCCGGUCGCCGACACCGUCACCUUAACUAUUAAGCAGUGGACUGAGAUUAACGAUAAGGUAAGGCUCAUUAUCUAUAUUGCCAUUUUUUUAUUUAGAACUACUUUUGAAUAUAAAUGAAAAUAAAAGUAUAAA
Molecule: messenger RNA, 2266 nt
Organism: Nilaparvata lugens (brown planthopper)
Lineage: Eukaryota; Metazoa; Arthropoda; Insecta; Hemiptera; Delphacidae
Gene: cindr
Product: CD2-associated protein
Exons: 12
Coding region: 218-2251 (677 amino acids)
Molecular function (GO): protein binding
Source: RefSeq, a predicted model, not a curated record